AUGGCAGAUGUUGAGGUCCUGCGUGCACAUGCCGAUGCUCUUUUUGCUCGCGAUGGCGGGCUCGACCCGCCCUCGUCGGUGAUUUUGUCCUGGCCAGCACCCAACUACGUCAAUCCGGAAGCUCACGACUGGACGGGGACAGUCGUAGUGAUUAUAUUUUUAGUUUUGACAUUCGCUGUCUUCGUAGCUCGCAUCUGGGCUCGAUUGAGGCUAGCGAAGAACGCUGGUCUUGAUGACUUGCUCAUGUCGGUUGCGAUGAUUCCUUUGGUAGGAGCAACGGUUUCCGUGGUGCUAGCAGGUGUUAGAGUCUACGGCUUUCAAUGGCAUGCCUGGGACCAGACGGCGCAGACUUUAAUCACGACUCGACAGAUCACCAUGGCAAUCGAAUUGACUUAUCUAGCAGCCACAACGCUCAUCAAGAUCUCGAUCCUCUGCUUCUACCGCCGCAUAACGGAGGGUCUGACUAUGGGUUUCGUGUACUGGGUCUGGGCGUCUAUCGCCUUCGUUGCAGCUUACGGCAUCACGUUCACGUUCGUCAUAAUCUUCAGCUGCUCUCCGGUUGUAGGGUACUGGCGCUAUUUCGACAUAAUCUGGAGGCUGGAGAACGAACUGCAUUGCCACAACGAAGGGGCAGAGAUCGUCUCAGUGGUCGUCAUCAGCACGCUACAAGACUUCUUCAUCUGCGCGCUGCCGAUAUUCCUGGUCUGGAAUCUGCACAUCCCGAAACGGCAGAAGGUUGCGCUGAUUGCGCUAUUCGGAAUGGGCCUGCUGACAUGCGUGUGCGGCAUCAUGCGUACUUACUACGCCAUCUAUGUCUACUACGCCACGUAUGACAUUACAUGGUACGCAUACUACGGCUGGAUAUGGACGGCGCUCGAAGCAGAUCUCGGUGUUAUCUGCGCCUCCGCACCUGCCCUCAAGGUCUUCUUCCGUCGCUACUUCAGCCAGUUCACCAACCGCAGCGGUCACUCCGGAUCGAGUGGAAAGAAA
Trematosphaeria pertusa is the source of this 990-nucleotide messenger RNA. RefSeq lists its product as uncharacterized. NCBI's taxonomy places the organism in Eukaryota, Fungi, Ascomycota, Dothideomycetes, Pleosporales, Trematosphaeriaceae. The annotation marks the transcript as partial. The record is from RefSeq and is a predicted model, not a curated record. The transcript has 4 exons.